Messenger RNA from Echinops telfairi (small Madagascar hedgehog), 3344 nucleotides. It is a transcript of the gene GATB, whose product is annotated as glutamyl-tRNA amidotransferase subunit B. NCBI's taxonomy places the organism in Eukaryota, Metazoa, Chordata, Mammalia, Afrosoricida, Tenrecidae. The record is from RefSeq and is a predicted model, not a curated record. Gene Ontology annotation, biological process: glutaminyl-tRNAGln biosynthesis via transamidation; mitochondrial translation. The transcript is spliced from 13 exons. The coding region runs from base 16 to 1686 and encodes 556 amino acids. Gene Ontology annotation, molecular function: glutaminyl-tRNA synthase (glutamine-hydrolyzing) activity.
GACUCUGGCUCCGCCAUGGCGGCGCCCGUGCUUCGCCUGGGCUGUGCGGGAAGAUGCUGGGCUUUAGCCGGCGUUGACCGCGGCUCUCGCCUCCGGCGAGGGGCUCCGAAUGGCUUCACGUUCGGCGGGAUAAGGGGACAGAUGUCAACGGCUCCGCCGCCACCCCUCACAGCCCAGGAGCCGAGGAAAGGUGCACGUGAAUGGGAAGCUGUGGUUGGUUUGGAAAUUCAUGCGCAGAUUUCCUCCAACUCUAAACUCUUCUCUGGAUCUCAAGUUCACUUUGCAGCACCCCCAAAUUCCUUGGUUUCUUUUUUUGAUGCAUCUCUGCCUGGAACUUUGCCGGUUCUCAACAGGAGAUGUGUGGAAGCCGCAGUGAUGACAGGCCUGGCCCUGAACUGCCACAUAAACAAGAAGUCCUUGUUCGACAGGAAGCACUACUUCUAUGCCGACCUCCCGGCAGGCUACCAGAUCACGCAGCAGCGGCUUCCGAUCGCGGUCAGUGGGCGCCUGACCUACGGCGUGGGCGUGGGGACGCCGCGGCGCGUGGCCGUGCGCACGGCGCGCGUCAAGCAGAUCCAGCUGGAGCAGGACAGCGGCAAGAGCCUGCACGACGAUGCGCGCGCGCAGACCCUCAUCGACCUGAACCGGGCCGGAGUUGGACUUCUGGAGGUGGUCAUGGAGCCGGACAUGACCUGUGGAGAGGAGGCAGCCAUGGCUGUCAGGGAGCUGCAGCUGAUCCUUCAAGCCCUGGGGACGAGCCAGGCAAAUAUGGCAGAGGGGCAGCUGAGAGUGGACGCCAACAUAUCUGUGCAUCACCCCGGGGAGCCUUUCGGUGUUCGGACUGAAGUGAAGAACCUCAACAGUGCCAAGUUCUUGGCCAAAGCAAUAGACUAUGAAAUUCAGAGGCAAAUCAAGGAGCUUGAGAAUGGAGGUGAAAUUCUGAAUGAAACCCGCUCGUUUGACUCCAGGCUGGGGUGUACCGUGCCCAUGAGGGACAAAGAAGGAAAACAAGACUACAGGUUUAUGCCGGAACCCAACCUGCCCCCGCUGGUGCUCUAUGACAGCGCCUCGCUGCCUGCAGGGGCCGACGUCCAGCAAGUGAUCAACAUCGACUGCAUCCGCGAGGGGCUGCCUGAGCUCCCCAGCGUGACCCGGGACAAGCUCGUGCAACAGUAUGGGAUGCGGCCGGAACACAGCUUCACCCUGCUGAAUGAAGUUGGUCUACUGGAAUUCUUCCAAAAUGUGAUAAAAGAAACUAGGGCAGAGCCAAAAUUGGUGACUAACUGGGUCCUCAACACUUUUCUGGGUUAUUUAAAACAGCAGAGCUUGGCUGUCGGCGAGAGCCCUGUCUCGCCCUCUGCCCUGGCCGAGCUCCUCACCCUGCUGGACACCAAAGUGAUUUCCUCGGCCGCUGCCAAACAGGUGUUUGAGGACCUGUGGAGCAGCCCAGGGAAGACGGCGGCGCAGGUGGUGUCCGAGCAGCGGCUGGAGCUGAUGGAGGACCAAGCAGCCCUGGAGCAGCUCUGCCAGGCCCUGCUGGAGGGACAUCCCCAAGUGGUCACGGACGUGAAGAAGGGAAACCCCCGAGCUGUAAAUAAACUGAUUGGCCUGGCCCGGAAAGCCACCCUGAACCGCGCGGACCCUACGGUGAUUAAGAAGAUCCUGGAGGAGAAGCUGGCGACCUGAGCACUCUGGGCACCUCUGCGGUGGGCAGGGAACAGGGCCUGCGAGCGAGCACGCGCGAUGGAGGCGAAGAGACGGCAAAUGCCAGUAUUUAUUAACUGAGCUAAGAAGGAAAGCAUGCUGCUCCCAAUACUGUGACCAUGCGGACGCAACGCUUAGGUAGGUACGGGGGUUUACAGCAACUCAGACAAGGAUCAAUUUUUUAGACCUAAAAAUGGACUAAUGAAGAUGAGAACACAGUAAUUGGCACACAGUAGACACCAGUUUGCUUAGGGAGGGCCCAAGGAAUUAGUCAAACAAUCACCCAACUACUGAGUCAGAGAGACGAUGCCCAUUCAACUAACUCCCUGUGGAACCUAGGAGGCACCAGUCUGAGAAGAAACGGUAUGGGGUUUGGUUUUGUGUUGUAAAAAAGAGAAAGUUUUCAAAUAAAUUUAAUGAAUAAAAUAUAUACUGAAAUAUCACAAAAAUUAACUUUCACAUCAAAGAUAUUGCAGUUGACAAUUUAAUCCACAUUCCCUAUCCUUGGGCCAAAAUAGAUGAAAAGAUCUGUAACAUUCAAUUGCUUUGUCCGGGAAGCGGAUGAUUAGAACUAGUACAUCCGAACUCUGACCUGAAGACCCUGGUGCACCGCGUACCUGCUCCCACCGCAGUAACACUAUUCCUCCAUUGCAGCGGGAAGCCCCGUGAACCUCAAAAACCACUUUGUGGCAUAAAGUAAGAGCUCUGACUUUUUAAGGCCCAGGAAGGAUCGGAAAACAUGUCUGCUGCUCUGACAGCAGUCGGGGGCCUGGAGAAAGCCCUCCAACACUCACCCCACCUCUCUCUCCUGGUUUGGACAGUGGCUCAGGGCUUCCCUGGAGUGAAGUGUCCCUUGCCCCCGCCAGCAACAGCGAAGGGAAAGGAAACCUGUUUCGUGGUUCAUCUCUCAGACAAGUGUGAGGAAGUGUGCUUUAAAGAUUGGGAAUUGUGAGACUGACAUGCGUGCCCCGCAGUCUGUUAUAAUACUACCAACUGCUAGGCCUAAAGCCAAAGGUGAUGUCAUGUGAUUCAGAGAGAGAGAAAGGCGCGCUGGCUCCUUAGGGGCUGAGGCUGCAGCCUGGUGUAGCCUUAACUUUGUAGCACUGAGGCACUGGGUUUGUUACCACUGCCACUCUUACCGAAGGUCCUGGCUCCAUGGCCAGUCAACCUCAGAAAGCACCCCUCUCCAGACCCAGCAAGUGCUCACUUGAGCGGGGUGCAGCCAGAGCACGGCAGCUUUCCAGAACGAUCACGUGGCGUGUACACUACAUGAUGGUCAUUUCUCCAGGAACGUGCCAUCGUUCAAAGACUUGACCUGUGAGACGCCAGUUCUUGUCCCGCUCGGACCACUGCCUUUUUUUAUCUCGAAUGCCAAGUUCUGACAUCUUGAAAAUCAACCAGACUGUAAUAUUGACAGAACUGCUAUGAGGGAAAAACCACCACAUCAACAAAAACAAAGCGCAGCACUGUGGUCUUGAAGCCUGACCGACUGCACAGUCGACAGAGGUUUAGAGAACUGCUCAGAGAGGCACCAAGUGACUGCUGGUAAAUGGGCGUCCGAGAGACACAGGUGUGAAUCUAGUCCGGUUCUGUGUGUACUAUUCGGGGAAUCUCAUUAAACUGUAUAAACUGCCACCAUA